Messenger RNA from Columba livia (rock pigeon), 4202 nucleotides. RefSeq names its product solute carrier family 22 member 15 (gene SLC22A15). The record is from RefSeq and is a predicted model, not a curated record. Gene Ontology annotation, biological process: transmembrane transport. Gene Ontology annotation, cellular component: membrane. The coding region runs from base 129 to 1769 and encodes 546 amino acids. The transcript is spliced from 12 exons. Gene Ontology annotation, molecular function: transmembrane transporter activity. NCBI's taxonomy places the organism in Eukaryota, Metazoa, Chordata, Aves, Columbiformes, Columbidae.
CCGCCCUUUCCUCCUCCUCCUCCUCCUCCUCCGCGAGGGCCCGGCCGUCACUCUGCGCCCCGCCCCGAGGCCGGGGAUGCGCUGCCCGGCGGCCGCUCUUCGGAGCUGCGCGGCCGGCGGGGAGGGGGAUGGAGGUGGAAGAGGCGUUCCCGCUGGUGGGGCAGAUGGGGCCCUACCAGGUGUAUCUGUGCGUCCUGCUGGCCGUACUCCUUCAGCUCUAUGUGGCCACUGAAGCCAUCCUCAUUGCGUUGGUGGGUGCGACACCUCCUUACCAUUGGGAUCUCCAAGAGCUCUCAGCUAAUCAGAGCCAUAGCAACCAGUCAGCAAGUGAGCAGAGAGCUUUUGGGCAAUGGCUUCUGACCGCCAAUGGCAGCGAGAUGCGUAAGCACGUACACUUCAGCAGCAGCUUCACAUCCAUAGUCUCUGAGUGGUUUUUAAUUGGAAACACCUCAUACAAAGUCAGUGCUGCCAGUUCUUUCUACUUCAGUGGUGUGUUUGUUGGAGCAAUCUCCUUUGGCCAGCUUUCAGAUCGCUUUGGGAGGAAGAAAGUCUAUCUCACAGGUUUUGCUCUUGACAUCUUGUUUGCCAUUGCAAAUGGACUCUCACCCUCAUAUGAAUUCUUUGCCAUCUCUCGCUUCUUGGUAGGGAUGAUGAAUGGUGGGAUGUCACUGGUAGCCUUUGUUCUACUGAAUGAGUGUGUGGGUACUGCCUACUGGGCGUUAGCAGGAUCUAUUGGUGGCUUGUUCUUUGCUGUGGGAAUUGCCCAGUAUGCUUUAUUAGGCUACUUUAUUCGUUCCUGGAGGACUUUGGCUGUUGUGGUUAACAUGGAAGGAACAGUUGUCUUUCUUCUCUCUCUAUUCAUUCCAGAGUCCCCACGCUGGCUUUAUUCACAAGGGCGGCUGAAUGAAGCAGAAGAUGCCCUCUACCUCAUUGCGAAGAGGAACCGCAAGCAAAAGUGCACUUUUUCAUUAAAACUCCCAGCAGAGAGGAGCUCCAGAGAGACUGGCAGCUUCUUGGAUCUGUUCCGAUACAAGAUUCUCUUGGGACGCACCUUGAUCAUGAUGUUUACCUGGUUUGUGUGCAGUUUGGUUUACUAUGGUCUUACCCUUAAUGUGGGUGACUUAGGUGGAAGUAUUUACGCCAAUUUAGCCCUUUCAGGGUUGAUAGAAAUCCCAGCAUACCCAAUCUGUAUUUACUUGAUUAACCAAAAAUGGUUUGGUCGGAAGCGAACACUGAGUGCAUUUCUGUUCCUGGGAGGACUGGCUUGUCUUAUUGUCAUGUUUCUUCCUAAAAAGAAAGAUACUGGAGUGUUUGCAGUAGUGAAUAGUCGCUCUCUGUCUUUGCUGGGGAAACUGACAAUCAGUGCUGCAUUUAACAUUGUCUACAUCUACACAUCAGAACUUUAUCCCACAGUGAUCAGGAAUGUUGGAAUGGGUGCCUGCUCCAUGUUUUCUCGUGUUGGUGGAAUCAUUGCACCUUUCGUCCCCUCAUUGAAAUCUGUACAGUGGUCUCUGCCUUACAUUGUGUUUGGAGCAACUGGUCUUUUGUCAGGGCUCUUAAGUUUAUUGUUGCCAGAGACCUUAAAUAGCCCUUUGUUAGAAACUAUUUCAGACCUGCAGGUAUGCUCGUACUGGAGGCUGGGUGAUGAAACCAUGUCAUUGCAAGCCCUAGAUGGCUCACAGUCUGGAGACAAAGACAGUUCUGCAGGGAGUGGAAGUGAAGAUGAGGAGUUUUAUGAUGCUGAUGAAGAGACUCACAUGAUCAAAUAAUGGAAAGAAGAAACACUGGCCUGUUUGAUGCCUUUUCUUACUUGUCCAGUUAGUCCAGCUGUAAGACAAGUACUGAGGACCUCGCCUGUCAGGGAAUGUAAUUGGGCAAGUGCCUGUGUUUUUUCCUGACUGGGAGAGGGGUUUGAAUACUAUUCAGACUAAUCACACUACUGAUGUUCUCCAUAUGAGACAGCUGUUCAGAUUCUUGUGGUUCAGAAUGACAGUGCAUAGGCCACAUUUCAAACCAAGUGACACAGCAAGGGUGGGAUCAUAUAUUUCUGAAGCCCAGGAAAUUACCUAGGCUUAGACAGAUUUGGACAGAUCAUUAAUGAACAUGUUUCUCUUGUAUCUUCAAGGUGGUUGAUUUUUGGGUCAGUAUAAAUUGUUAAACUUGAAACCAUCCACUUUUUAUUUUUUUUUCUGUAGGGUGAAAGUGGUUACAGAAUGUACUCUGUGCUACUUCAGUGGGAACAAAUGCCUGAAAUUGUAUGUUAAAAUGGCUUCUGCAUAUUGAGUAGGGGAGAGACAAGGUUUCUUUUGCUGCACACAGACACCUGUUUAUAGAGUUACAGCGUGCAGCUCGUUAGUCAUGAGCUGUGCAUUAGCUUAGUGAUAAUGAAAGGCCAGGAGAAAAGACUACACAAAAGAGCAACCCAUGAAGUCUGCAGACAUAAAGGAUAUUACUAAUUCUUUCUUUUUUUUCCUUUUCAUCUACCGAGCAUUUUCUUGGACUGUCUUAUGCAUAUGUUUGGCACAUGUUCCCCACAUCUCCACACUGCUGUUUAUAGCUUUGCCCACUUUUACCUUGUCCUCACUUUGCCAUACAUUUUGAAGCUCAGCAACUUCUGUGUGCAGUGAAAUAAUUCUGUGAAGGAUAUCAUUUCAUGGGUGGGACAUAGAGUAUGUAUUUCAUUUUUGUGGAUCUAUCUCUGUUUAUUUCUAGAAAAAACUCAACUCUGAAGUGAUAAGAGGAACUAUGGGUUUCUGUUACAGUUUGGGGUUUAUUGCCGGGAAGCUGCUAUAGCAUUUAUUCAAAAUUCUUAUGUGUAGAUAAAGUUCUCAUUUAAAAAAAAAAAAAAGACUAAUCUCUUUGAGACAACUUUUGGUUACCUAACUUUGCUUCUUAACCAGGUGCUUGUUCAAGCACUUGAUUACUUGACCUUAUUGAGGAAGACAACUUCAGUGUCCUGUUCACACUGAACUUUUUGUAAGUGUUUCAUUAGAAGGAUGUGGAAUCUUCAAAUAUAAAACAUGAACAUGUGAAAUGUUCCAAUUACAAAGAUGAGUCCUUGCAAGGAUUCAGUUUUCUUAAUUACAUUGUUGUCUUCAUCCUCCAACCUGUGGCUUUCUAUUUAUUAAGAUUGAUUUCCAUAAAAUAUUUGUUAGUCUUUCUACUUGGAGUUCCUAGCAAAGUCCUACACAAUGGCAGCAAGUGUAUUGUCAGACUUGCUAGCCAUUUUUGUGGAUGUUAGACUAAAAAAAAAAGAUGGAAAAACAUAAUCUAAAAGGUGACUGCUGAAUAUUUUUUGGUUAAAGUAGGAAGCUCCUUUACUCUGAGAAGAAGUGAAAGUGAGCAGCAUCUGGAGCUUGCAGCUAGCUGCUUGAGCAGAGGCAGCCCAGAGAUUGCAGCUUCAUAUAUGCAGUGCUCUCACUUGUCCUGAACUUGAUCCAGAUGCUGACUGUGAGCAAAGCUGGGAGCUUCAGUCCCUAUGGACAAUGUGUCAGUAUUCUUGUGAUUUUUUGCCUGUGUUAGGAGCUUCUAGUCUGCUGUCUUUACUUGCUUUUUCCAGACUGAAUAGUUGUUGCAGAUGUGGCAGGGCACUUUUAAAUCGAGCUGGAUAGUCUUUCUGCCUUAUUUGGCCCUUUUGUGUGCAAGAAAAUUACUCCAAAUAAGGUACUCAGAAAUACUUGGAAAGGUUGAAUCUAUUUGUUCAAGUAACUUUUUAGCUUUGCAUUCACAUUUUGAAAAAUGUGCAUUCACAGCUUGAAAAAUGACUUUUUGUUGCUGAUGGCUUCUAAAGAAAUAAAACCUGCUUCCUUAGAAGUCAACAGUGGCAAGUCCAGUGGUAUUAAUGUGCUUCUAAGACCCAACAGGUUUUUUUAGGUGUUUGCUGCCUCUGUCUCUCUUUGGACGGUAGGUGGAGUAAGUCACCUGAGAGGCAGACAGGCAUAGUUAGCCUUCCUCCUCCCCAUAGUCUGACUGUCAUUAUCGAGUACUGGCAACCCUGAUCAUGCAAUGGGACACCUCAACAUAAUUUUCAUUAGAAGAGUACGGUGCUGUAGUGGUUCAGGUGUAGAAGAUCACUCUUCACAGGACCUGAACUGGAUUUUGUGACAGUCCUCAACUUAUAAUUAAACUUACUUGUCCACUCAUGUACUUUUAUACGAUAAGUAUACAUAUAUAAAAUUGCAAAAACAAGAGUGAAGAAAACA